UCUUUCGUAAAAUAUGAAACUCAUUGCUCGAAUGUAUGUGUUAAUUGCAUGAAAGUAAUAUAAAAGUAAACGAUACAUGGUGCUGGAAGACAGUCGAGUGAAAAUGAUACGGUUAAAAUACUUAAAUAUUAUAUUAUUCAGCGUAUUUAUUAUUUCAACUUAUGGGAAAUCUGAAUCUGACGAAGUGAAAAUAGAAAAAAAAUGUCUUGAUGAUUCUAUUGAAUUUCAAUUACUUCAAAAUGAACCGUUUUCGGGAAGUAUUUAUAUCAAAGGACAUGAAAAAGAGAACACUUGUAGAAAAACUUAUAGAGAUAUUAAAAACCCAACACUUUCUGUACUGCAUCAACCAUGUGCACCAAAAACUGAUAAUAUUGUUGAUGUUAUUGCAGUUAUUAAACCAUUAAACGGGACAAAAAUUGUUCGUAACAUAAAAUGUGACUAUAACGAGAAUGAAGUUGAAGCAAAAGCUGAAAUUCGCAUACUUUCAUCAACAACUCCAACACCAUCAACUCCCGCACCAAUUACAGCAUCCAUUGAAGAUAUAAAACAUAAUCUACAUCAAAACGUUAUGCAGUUAUGGAAAACAAUUAACAAUGUUUUGUGUGAUUGUAAUUUGAAAACUUACGUCAAUAAGAUUAAGUCUUUUGUCAAACCAUCAGAAUAAUUAUUUUAAAACAAUUGAGAUUUAUAAAAUGUUUUAGAAAUUUUUAUCAAUUGACGAAAUUAAACUAAUCAAAUUUUUUUUUUUAUCAUUAUAAGAAUACGAACGUGAUUAAUCGAAAUUGAUUUUAUUUAUGUACGUGCUUGUU
Molecule: messenger RNA, 809 nt
Organism: Chelonus insularis
Lineage: Eukaryota; Metazoa; Arthropoda; Insecta; Hymenoptera; Braconidae
Exons: 2
Coding region: 77-664 (195 amino acids)
Source: RefSeq, a predicted model, not a curated record